Toxorhynchites rutilus septentrionalis is the source of this 1022-nucleotide messenger RNA. RefSeq names its product coiled-coil domain-containing protein 43. The record is from RefSeq and is a predicted model, not a curated record. The transcript has 3 exons. Bases 135 to 770 code for a protein of 211 amino acids. NCBI's taxonomy places the organism in Eukaryota, Metazoa, Arthropoda, Insecta, Diptera, Culicidae.
AUUCUCAAGCUCUGCAUUUGACAGAUGUGAAAAAGUGUUAUUGUGCGGAUGGUUGGUGUGUUGCUGGUCCAGCAAGUUUUUCUGUGGUAAUCCGGAAAUAUUUUGAAAUAAAAAUCCUCGGCGCACGCAAAACGAUGGAAGCUUCCACCGUGGAUGCGUUCUCCUCAUGGCUGAAUGGAAAACUGAGAGAGUUUAAUACAGACGAAAGUGUGUUCGGCUCCUACAUCACGGGCAUCCUCGAGGGGGACGAAAACUAUGAGGAGAAAACGGAGGCCCUGGAGGGCAUCCUAUCGGAGAUUAUUGAAUCUGACUUGAGUACUUUCAUCAAAGAGAUAUUGGACAAAUGGAAUCAAUGUCACUCGGAGGAAACGGAAACCAUGGCGAAGGUCAAACUGGACGUCGAUGAGCAGCUGGCAAAAUUGCUGGAAAAUCAGAAACUCACCAAAAAAGUCGAACGAGAGUAUACUGAUGAAGAGCGGCGGAUUAAGCAGCAGAUUCUAAUGCAGUAUAGUCAGCUCUCGGAAGAUGAAGCCGAUUAUGACGAGGAUGAGGCUGGCACCGCUGGAGCGGUUGGUUCCUCUGACGGCGGACUUACGCGAAACACAAAUGCCGCUGAUGUGGCUGCGCUUGUGAAGGAAAAGCGAGAGCAGGCCAAGCUCGAAAGCCAACAAAAGAAGGAAAAGGACAAACAGGAUCGGGAAAAACAAAAGCAACUUCGUGAGGAAAAGAAGGAAAAACGUAAAACCGUCAAGGGUGAACGGCGGCGGUAGCGCCCUUGAACGGAGCAACAGUAACAACAGCAAUGGCAAUGCAGUAGUGGCAAACCAUUAACCACUGAGAGAUGACUAAUACUAAAAUACAUAAGAUGAAAUACACUGAAGCAACAAAUCGAAUUCUCAAAAUUCGAUGUCCCAUCUAAUUCUACAAUACAGAUAAAUCAAAAUCGUGUUGACAAUGGUAUUGUAAUACAUAUUAGCAAUUGAAUGUUAUUUCUGCUUCGAAUGAAAGUAUGCAAUCCUAUA